Messenger RNA from Culex quinquefasciatus (southern house mosquito), 1870 nucleotides. Its product is annotated as zinc finger protein 226. Bases 100 to 1656 code for a protein of 518 amino acids. The transcript has 4 exons. Gene Ontology annotation, biological process: regulation of transcription by RNA polymerase II. Gene Ontology annotation, cellular component: nucleus. Gene Ontology annotation, molecular function: DNA-binding transcription factor activity, RNA polymerase II-specific; RNA polymerase II transcription regulatory region sequence-specific DNA binding; zinc ion binding. The record is from RefSeq and is a predicted model, not a curated record. Lineage: Eukaryota; Metazoa; Arthropoda; Insecta; Diptera; Culicidae.
AACUCGUUUGUUUACAUUGAUUCCAAGAAUGUUUUGAAUUUUUUCGGCGGUUUGCAAGUUUUUUUUUUUAAAUUAAAAAAAAAUUAAAUUAAACCCUUCAUGGAAGUUCAAACAAAAGCCGUCAACAUUCCUAUGUUCAAGCUGCAACAGUUUCCGCACGUUUGUCGCCUUUGCCUGGAAUCGGAAUCCGACCAUCGAGCGAUUAAUAUGGUCCCACUGGAUUCCGUGGACGACAUGCUGCAAGGCGGAACUACCAUCGAGGAAUACAUCGCGAAGGUUUCGUGUGAGGUUCCGGAGGGUAAGGCAGCCUUCUUCCCCCAGAAAGUUUGCCAACCGUGCCUGGAAAUGCUCCGGUUCUACGCCAGGUACCGGUCCAAAAUGUUGCACGUGUACCUUCUGACGGAUGCGCUGGUCGAGCUUAAGCAGGGCAACACUAGACCGGUCGUGGAUCUGUUCCGGAACCAAGGUGAAACGGUUCAGGCUCUGGUGAAGGAUUUGGCACUUAGUGAAAAAGAGGAUCCUUGCGUAACGGAUUUGAUCUAUGAAUUUAAGCAGUACGACGGUGUCACCAUGCAGGGUGAGAUAGAAGAGGAUGAUUCGAACGUUGAGAUGGUCCAAGAUCAAGAUGAUCAAACUAGGGUUGAAGUACUAGAACACCUCAUCAUUGAGCCUGUUUUCCGGAAGGGAAUAGGGAGACCACCAAGCGAGGCAGGACAAGCUGACCAUUCGAAGGAACCAGCUCACAAAUUCUCAUGCAAAGCUUACAAAUGUCCCGAAGGAUUCGACGAUAAGGAAUCCCACGAUAAGCACUUUAACGAAACGCACAAAACGUUUGUGUGCGAAAUUUGCGGCUUCAAGUUCAGCCAGAAGGCUCGCCUCGUGACCCACAAGCAACGUCACGCGUCCGAGCGAAACUUCCACUGCCAGUACUGCCGGAAAACGUUCAAAACGAAGCGCGACGUGGGCGUGCACACUCGCGAGAUUCACAUCCACCGGACGUUCAACUGUGAAAUCUGCGGGCUGGAAUUCAAGCGCAAGGGAGCGCUCAAAUAUCACGAGCUAACGCACACCAACUCGUUCGACCAUCCGUGCCAGAUGUGCGGCUCCAAGUUUAAAUCCGAUACAGCGCUCACUUGCCACGUGAAGAAGGUGCACACCGAGCGGCGGUACGGCUGCACAGAGUGUGAGAAAAAGUUUCACUCCAACCAUCUGCUGAUGGAUCACAUCGAGCGGAUGCACGGGCGCCAAAUGCGCUUCUUCUGCGACGUUUGCGUCGAGGUAUUCACCAGCGAGCAGCAGUUGAACGUCCAUCUGGCUCGUCACGCCGCGCCCGGCGAGCUCGAAUGCGGCACCUGCCUGCGCGUGUACGGUUCUCGUGAGGAGCUGGCCGCCCACCUGUGCAUCGAGUACCGCGAGAACUACGUGUGCUGCGCCAAGGACUGGCGCCACCACCGGUUCUACAACCGGCACGUCUUUAUCGAGCACGGCGUCAAGACGAACGCCCGCGUCCGGAUGCAGCCGGGCCAGCUGUUUGGCAAGAUCCGGAUGGCACGGAAAGGAACGGAGGUUUGUACGCAAUGCCAGCAGGUCAUCAAGAGCAGCAAGAGAGAGCAACAUCUGGAGACCUGCGUGGGAAUUAAAACUGCUACUUUGUAGUUGAUCUUGGUUUGUAUUUAUUUGUCUCAGUAGUUGAACAUGGGAAUCAACGGCGCGUCCUGAGCAGUAUUGGUAGAAGCUUCAGGCGCAACCGCCGGCGGACCGGUGCAGGUUUCCUGGUGUCUCUGCUUUUUCGCCCGAGUUGGAAACACAGUUUCGCACUUGUGGCACAUUUCGAUGCGUUUCUACAACAGAAAAAAAGCAAAUUUACUAA